Fomitopsis serialis is the source of this 1098-nucleotide messenger RNA. RefSeq lists its product as uncharacterized. NCBI's taxonomy places the organism in Eukaryota, Fungi, Basidiomycota, Agaricomycetes, Polyporales, Fomitopsidaceae. The transcript has 4 exons. The record is from RefSeq and is a predicted model, not a curated record. The coding region runs from base 77 to 853 and encodes 258 amino acids.
GCAAGUCGCGGCGCGGACUCAGUGGUGGCGAAUGUGCAAGCUGUAGUAAAUGAAUUGGCAAUGCUAAAGACGAGGUAUGUAUCUGAAUGUCUAUGAGCCUGUUCAGAAUGCUAAACUAUAUUUUGCUGAGUCUAGUUACGCUAAUCUUCAGAGUAGCUACCGCAAAGCGAAGGAAAGGAAUGAUGUGCUCGAAGGGGAGAACGCAAGACUUCAGCGAGAACUGGACGUCACGCGUCAAACCUUUCAAGUGACUGCAGUGAAGAUAGAGGAUGCAGCGCAGAGUGCUCGGGCAGCCGGGGUAUCCAAGUCUUACAUGGAAAUCAAAGAGGAGCUGAACGAUGUCUUGCACCAGAGAACAGUUGACAGGCUUGAGCAUGAGUCUGCAAUAGAUGCUCUGAGUGCACAACUCGAAAACGUAAAGGCGAAGCACAGCCUGGCGACGGCAAAGCAGCUUUCGGCUGUAGGCGCUUCAACGUCUAGAUCUUUCCCCGCCGCGAGCGCACUGCCCAGUAUUCAUCGGACCAAGCUCACGAAAUGCGCCACUCUAAGCGACGAGAGCACGCAGGCUGCUAAUUCUUCCUCCGACUCCGAGCCCAUCUCUAGUCUUGUGAGUUCCGCAAAGGUGAACCAGAACCGUGGUACCAGCUCGGCCCGGAUUCACAGCAGGGCAUACUCUUCCAUCUUGACACUGCGCACGAUUCAGGAACAAAUGAACUUGAAUCGCCAGAAUGAACUACGUAACGAACCGUCUUCCUCCGGCAUCGAAAAAAGAUGCAAUCCUAUCAUACGACAGCGCAAACGCUCGCUAGCUGACGAGCACACCGAAAGUCGGAAGAAGCUGAAGCAAUCCUGAGCACACAAAGGUAGUGCUGAUGAUAAAUGGCCCGUUGGGUUCUCAUUUUGAAAGUCUACAGAGGGCGCGCUCAUCCGUGCAAUGUCAUCAUGCAACACUGUCUAGCCUACUGCCGCGUAUCUCUCAGCGCUAUGUCGUCGCUAUCGUGCUAUGGUAUCCAAUCAUGUUGUGUACUGUCCCAUCGAGGUCAAUGAGGGCGAUUGAUCAGUGCAGCGAUGGAUUUGACUCUAUGAACGUAUUACUCC